Molecule: messenger RNA, 2868 nt
Organism: Capra hircus (goat)
Lineage: Eukaryota; Metazoa; Chordata; Mammalia; Artiodactyla; Bovidae
Gene: RCOR2
Product: REST corepressor 2
Exons: 12
Coding region: 686-2257 (523 amino acids)
Biological process (GO): negative regulation of DNA-templated transcription; regulation of transcription by RNA polymerase II
Cellular component (GO): transcription regulator complex; histone deacetylase complex
Molecular function (GO): transcription corepressor activity
Source: RefSeq, a predicted model, not a curated record
GCGGCGGAGAGCGGGCGGGCGAGCGAGCAGCCCGAGCGCGCCGGGGAGAGCGAGCGAGCGAGCGCGCCGGCUAGGGUGCGAGGCGGCGCCCGCGGCUGCGCUCCCCCGCCUCCCGGCAACUCUGCCCCAGCGCCGCGCGCCGUGCGCGCCGUCCCGCCGCCGCCGGCUGCCGUCGCAGGCGGGGGUCUGGUCCGGACAGGGGUCCCCGCCCGGGGACUGGGGCAUCCUGGUGCAGCCGAGAGACGCGGAGCUCGCGGGGAGGGGCGGGGGCGGGCGGCAGUUGCGCCGCAGCGCCCGCUCGCUGAACUGCGUGGGCAGGCGGGCAAUUGGGGCUCCACGGCGCCCCGAGGGCAGGUUGCCCCGACUUCUCCGGGGAGCCCCCAAUUCCGUGGGGGCGUACAGAGCGAGCGCGCCGCAGCCGCACCGGACCUUGCGGCUCUUCCCCCGCGUACCCCACUUCUACACAAACUUUUCUGAAGCCCUCACCUCUGGGGGUCGCGGAGAGCGCCGGGCUGCCCGCUGGGCUUCUGCUCCGCCGGACCCUAGCCACGCUUGACCUCCUGGCUCUCGUAGCCUCAGUGGCGACCCCUCCAGGCCGGGCCGGGCGCGGCACUCCGGGCGAGCGCGGCAACCACCGCGGCUCUGCGAAGGCUCCCGCGCCCCCCGGGGCGGCUGGGCGGGGGUAAUGCCCUCGGUGAUGGAGAAGCCGAGCGCGGGCUCCGGGAUCCUGUCCCGCAGCCGGGCCAAGACGGCGCCCAACGGCGGACAGCCGCACUCGGAGGAUGACAGCAGCGAGGAGGAGCACUCGCACGACAGCAUGAUCCGCGUUGGAACCAAUUACCAGGCCGUAAUUCCGGAGUGCAAGCCUGAGAGCCCCGCACGCUACAGUAACAAGGAGCUGAAGGGGAUGUUGGUGUGGUCCCCCAACCACUGUGUGUCAGAUGCCAAGCUUGACAAGUACAUUGCGAUGGCCAAGGAGAAGCACGGUUACAACAUCGAGCAGGCACUGGGCAUGCUCCUGUGGCAUAAACACGACGUAGAGAAGUCGCUGGCUGACCUGGCCAACUUCACCCCAUUCCCGGAUGAGUGGACGGUGGAGGACAAGGUCCUAUUUGAACAGGCCUUUGGCUUCCAUGGCAAGUGCUUCCAGCGGAUCCAGCAGAUGCUGCCUGACAAGCUGAUUCCUAGCCUGGUGAAGUAUUACUACUCUUGGAAGAAGACCCGCAGCCGGACCAGUGUGAUGGACAGACAGGCUCGGCGGCUUGGGGGCCGAAAGGACAAGGAAGAUAGCGAUGAGCUUGAAGAGGGACGAGGAGCCGUGAGUGAGGGGGAGCCGGACGCUGGAGACCCCAAGAGAGAGCCUCUGCCCUCUCGGCCCCUGAAUGCCCGGCCGGGCCCAGGAAAGAAGGAGGCCCAGGGCUCCCAGUACCGCCACCAUCCGCUGAGAACUCGGAGGCGCCCGCCCAAAGGCAUGUACCUGAGCCCUGAGGGCCUCACCGCAGUGUCAGGGAGCCCGGACCUUGCCAACCUCACGCUUCGAGGCCUUGACUCCCAGCUCAUCUCCCUCAAGCGCCAGGUGCAAAGCAUGAAGCAGACCAAUAGCAGCCUCCGCCAAGCCCUGGAGGGCGGUAUUGAUCCACUCCGCCCCCCUGAGGCCAAUACCAAGUUCAACUCCCGCUGGACCACGGAUGAGCAGCUCUUGGCUGUACAAGCCAUCCGUAGGUAUGGCAAAGACUUUGGGGCUAUUGCAGAGGUGAUUGGGAACAAGACUCUGACCCAGGUGAAGACCUUCUUUGUGAGCUACCGGCGCCGCUUCAAUCUGGAGGAGGUGCUGCAGGAGUGGGAGGCCGAGCAGGAUGGGGCCCCUGGAGCCCCGGUCCCCAUGGAGGAGGCUAGGAGAGGGGCUCCCUUGCCAGCCCCAGCCCUAGAGGAAGAUGAUGAGGUCCAGAUCACAUCCGUCUCCACGUCGGGACCCCGAUCGGGGCCCCCUGCACCGCCCCCUCCUCCACCUCCCACCUCGCUGUCCCAGCCACCCCCACUGCUGAGGCCACCCUUGCCCACGGCCCCCACCCUGCUACGCCAGCCACCCCCACUCCAGCAGGGCCGUUUCCUUCAGCCCCGGCUGGCCCCCAACCAGCCGCCACCACCUCUCAUCCGCCCUGCCCUGGCUGCCUCCCGCCACAGUGCCCGCCCUGGCCCUCAGCCCCCACCCACCCUGACUGGAGCCCCACUGGAGCCUCCGGCACCCUCGCUCUGAGCCCCGAGGCUCUCCGCCAACCAGAGGCUCCAGAAGCCCUCCGCUGGGCGUCCCUGGGGACCUCCGGCUUCACCAAGGACAGAAGGGACUAGAGGUCGCGCCAGGUCUUUCAGGACCCAGGGCUGCCGCGCCUGGCACAGCUGGCCCCGUGGGUUCUGCACGUUGUUUCCGGUGGCCAAGCCCGGCCAGGGUCUGGGGCCUUGUGAGCUGGCCUGAGGGUACUUUCUUUUCCUGGCUGGGACUGGAAUGGCCGCCUCUUAGCGGCCAGGGCUUGGCCUUUGGUCCUGCCCUUCGUGUAGGGGGUAGAGACCAUAGCGUGGGGCUGGGGGCGAGGACAGUUUCACGUGUUGGCUGUUCUUCCUCUUUCUCUUCUUGUAGCAAUAAGUCUGGGUGAGGCGGGGAGGGCACUGGAGGGGGGAGGUGGGCAGAGAGGUCCCUUGGGGCCAGAGAGCUAGCUCUCCUGUCUUCAGGAGCCGGGUGGGGAUGCUGAGGAGCUCUGAGGGUGCCCCCCUGCCCACCAGCCUAGAUAGAGUAAGGAGGGUUGGGAACAUAUGCAGACAUGGGUUUAUUUUUCAAUGUUUUUUAAAAAUAAAACCUUCAAGCUCACUGAA